AUUUUUCCAUGAGCUGAAAACGUGAUCGAAAUCCAUGUAAAUUUGCAGAAGGAAUGUCCGUGGAUGUGAGUGUAAUAUUGCCAGUACACAAUGGGGAAGAGUGGCUGGAAGACUGUCUACAAUCGAUUGAGGCCCAGACAUUCACAGGGACACUGCAGCUGAGCAUCUACCUGGACUCGUGCCAGGAUGGAUCAGAGUCCAUUAUAGUAAAAUGGAAGGACAGACUUGGAAAGAAAUCCAUAGAAGUUAUGAUUGGCUCUCACAAAGAUGAUGGUGGCCCUAGAGGAGUUGGUUAUGCCAAGAAUAAAGCUGUGAGCCAAAGUUGUGGAAAAUAUCUGUGCUUCCUUGACUGUGAUGAUGUUAUGCAUGCUGAUCGGAUACAGGAGCAGUACAAGGCCUGUGUGGCUCAUCCAGAUGCUAUUAUUGGUAGUAGAUUCCACAGAGAGCCAGAAGGGUCCACAGCCAGGUUUACAGACUGGGCUAACACCAUCAACCAGCAGCAACUGUUUACACAGGCUUACACCUCCCACGGUCCAACAGUAAUCAUGCCCACGUGGUUCUGUAGUCGAGCUGUCUUUGACAUAGGGGGAGGGUUCUGUGAGGGAGGAAAGGGUGUGCCAGAGGACCUUUUAUUUUUCUACAAGCACCUGGAGCUGGGUGGGGGCCUGUAUCGGGUAGAGAGGGAUCUGCUCAUGUAUAGAUACCACCCUGGGGCAGCUACUUUCUCAAUCUCAGAAGAUACCAUAUGGAAGCACAGGGUGACAUUCCUUCAACAACAGGUUCUCUCUAAAUGGAAGGAAUUUACCAUAUGGAAUGCUGGGAAGCAGGGGAGAAAACUCUACAGGUCUCUCUCACCAGAAAACCAGGCUAAAGUGAUUGCCUUUUGCGAUGUGGAUGAAAAUAAAAUCAAAAAGGGGUUUUACACAUAUGAGGAUUCCAAGAUGAAGCCCAAGCCCAAAAUUCCUGUGAUGCAUUUCAAGGAUGCUAGACCACCAUUUGUUAUCUGUGUGAAAAUGGGGUUAACCGAGGGUGUCUUUGAAGAGAAUCUUGCCAGUCUGAACAUUACAGAAGGUGUUGACUUCUUCCACUUCAACUGACACACACACACAGCUUAGCUGCUUUUGGUAUCGUCACAUUGGAUAGCCAAUUUAAGAUGUAGUGCUUGAUUAUGUCUGAUACGUUGAAACGUGAAAGGUUUGACUAAAAACGUGAUAGAGUUGACUAAAAAUGUGAUAGGUUUGUCUAAAAUCAAAUCGCAUCCUUGUCCCAGUCCUCUUGUCCAUUUCAGCAUUGUUUAUACAACAAUGCAUAUGACUGAACAGAAAUGUAUUGAAUAGUAACGGGUUCUGUUACACAGUUAUAAAAAGAGACAUUCUCAUACAUUAGUAGGAAUCACUCAACAUCAACCAAUUGAUAGCCAGGACUGUUUCUAAGAAUUACUUGCUCUUUUUUUCAAAGAGAGCCUCUCAUGAAUGUGAUUGGUGAAUGAUUAACUCAGUGAUAUAA
Molecule: messenger RNA, 1506 nt
Organism: Mya arenaria
Lineage: Eukaryota; Metazoa; Mollusca; Bivalvia; Myida; Myidae
Product: UDP-GlcNAc:betaGal beta-1,3-N-acetylglucosaminyltransferase-like protein 1
Exons: 12
Coding region: 54-1097 (347 amino acids)
Source: RefSeq, a predicted model, not a curated record